Messenger RNA from Orbilia oligospora ATCC 24927, 762 nucleotides. RefSeq lists its product as uncharacterized. NCBI's taxonomy places the organism in Eukaryota, Fungi, Ascomycota, Orbiliomycetes, Orbiliales, Orbiliaceae. The coding region runs from base 1 to 762 and encodes 253 amino acids. The transcript has 3 exons. The record is from RefSeq and is a predicted model, not a curated record.
AUGUCAACAAAGAGUACCGAAAGCUCUACCGCAGCAGGGGAGUUGUCCCAAUCCGACCAGGCCUUGCUUCCCACAUUAAUACCGAAGACACACGCGUUCGUAAAGGACUACAUGGCCCGAUACGACUCUUCUCAUGAUUUUUCUCAUGUCCUCCGAGUUCUCAAUUUAGCACAUCAUAUCGCUCAAACGGAGCAAAAAUAUCUACAAUCGGUUGCCUUAGUGCCGCCACCAGCGACAAAGGUGGCCCCAUUAUACGAUAGCACAAUUAUCACGCUUGCAGCGUUGCUGCAUGACGUUGGUGAUAGGAAAUAUAUUCAGGAAGGGGAAAAGGUUGAUGAGUCCCCAGUGAAGACAUUUCUAGUGGAGGCGGGUGCAAGUGAAGCUUUAGGGGAGAGGGUACAAACGAUCGUCAACGGCGUUAGCUAUUCAAAAGAAAUCAAAAACCCUCAAAGGGUACUGGAUUUGAUUGAAUCUUACCCUGAGCUGGCAGUGGUCCAGGAUGCAGAUCGACUUGAUGCUAUCGGUGCCGUUGGGAUCGGUAGAACCUUCACCUUCGCUGGGGCGAAGGGAAGCGGAGGAGCAGGAAUGGAGAACGUGCUGAAACAUUUCGAGGAGAAAUUGUUAAUAUUGAAAACCAUGAUGAAAACUAAAACAGGUACAGAGAUGGCAGAAAAGAGGACAAACAUACUCAGAGAUUUUGAACGCUUUUGGGUCGAGGAAAAGAGUAUAGCAGGUGGUGUGGAGCUUUCCUUAGACAUUUAA